AUGGAUAAAUUCUUUGUAAGGCAAUUUGAAACGAAGGAAAGACAGUUCCGAAACCAAUUAAUAAGUCUGAGUACAGUACUGCCUCUUCUUCAGUUACAUUUGCUGCUUUGUUCUACAUUCUCUGCAUCAGCCAAUAAAUAUCAAUUUUUGGACUUGGCAUAUCCUAUGAUGGACCGUUUAGCCGCAGUGUCUCAAAUGAGUCAACCUUUGAGGCCUGUUCAGUCAAGUCAAAUUCGCACCAAUUACAGGAGUGAAUUUUCACAUUCCUUGGAGCCAUGGGUAGGCAAAUCAAGCGCACAAUCUCAGCAGCAGCAGCAGCAGCAGCAACAACAGCAACAGCAACAGCAGCAGCAGCAACAGGGUCAGGACGGA
This is a messenger RNA of Gryllus bimaculatus (two-spotted cricket), 372 nucleotides long. The record is from the annotation of a GenBank genome assembly. NCBI's taxonomy places the organism in Eukaryota, Metazoa, Arthropoda, Insecta, Orthoptera, Gryllidae.